CUGGAUUCAUCGCCAAAAGGAACCAUACAGUCAUUGAUACAGGAUAAAAUUUGUGUGGACGAAAAAUCAAAUGUAUUGAGAACGUACAACGCUUUGGGCAGCACAGGGCGCAGUUUUCUUGUAACCUUUAUCCAGAAUCACAUUGAAGUAAAUGAAACUCAUAGAAAGAUACUUGUUUCUUCGGAAAAUGAUUUCAACAUGACGGUCACACUUUCAGAUAGUCGAAGUCCAAAUUUAUUAACUACAAGUACGCGCAGAACUGGAAAUAGGAUAUUGAAAAAGAUAAGUGUUCAUUAUUCGAUGAUUCCCGCUUAUUCGGUGAUAGAAUCUAAGGCUCUUCGUAUUACAACAUCAGCGUUGACGACUGUAUUAAUACUAGACGAAGGUGAAUACACAUCUGACAGUACCUUAGUUUUCCCCAUAGACAAGCUAUCUAAAUACUACAUUAUUUCAACAGCACCGCCUACAAGGGAAUUUCUGGACAGCGGAAGUCACUUUACGAUCGCUGCAACCACAGACAAUACCCAUGUCAGUAUAGUCUUUGCUAUAGAUCACAAUACUUCAAUUUCUCUUCAUGACAAAGAAUAUGGUAAUGGUGAUACUUUUACGGUAAUAUUAAAUAAUUUUCAAACAUUUCAAAUUGGACAUAAGGCAGAUUUGUCGGGAACAACGAUAAAUUCUACUCAGCCCAUUGCCGUAUUUGCAGGAAACAAAUGCAAUAAUUUAGGAUAUCACGGAGCAUGCAGCAUGCAAAUGGAAAUGAUUCCACCAGUUGACGAAUUCGAUGACGUUUUUAUCGUUCCACCAAACAUAAAUAGAUACCAAUCACUUGUAAGAAUAAUUGCACCUUUUCAAACAAAAGUUACAUACACUUUCGGUGGAAUGGAAACUACAACUACGCUUUUAAAAACUCGUUAUACGGAUUUCACCACUCGUGAAAACGAAAUAAGUCUCAUACAAUCUGCCAAACCCGUACUAGUUAAUGUUUUUGCCGCUGGUUCAACCAAAUCUCAGGUCUACGGUGACCCUUACAUGAUGACUGUUCCAGGAAUCAACCAGUAUCUCAAUCAGUAUAUUGUUGAUGUACCGGAAGGAUACAAUUUUAGUUUUGCAACUUUCAUAAUAAGGAAUGAAUCAAUAUUUCACCUCCAAAUUAAUAACACUAAUAUCCAUGAAUACGAUGUGGUCUUCCAUUCCACGAUAACAGUGGGACCAUAUCUAUUUGGCGUAAUGACAGUAAACGUACCUAGUGGCGUGAUUCAAGUGGAAUCAACAGACGGUUCUUUGUUUGGGAUGCUUAUCUACGGACAGAGGAGGCAUGACGGUCAUGGUUAUGCGGCAAAUGCUCUGUUAACAAGAAUUUGCAGAAAAUAA
This is a messenger RNA of Saccostrea cuccullata (small rock oyster), 1374 nucleotides long. Its product is annotated as IgGFc-binding protein-like. The record is from RefSeq and is a predicted model, not a curated record. NCBI's taxonomy places the organism in Eukaryota, Metazoa, Mollusca, Bivalvia, Ostreida, Ostreidae. Bases 199 to 1374 code for a protein of 391 amino acids. The transcript has 2 exons.